Molecule: messenger RNA, 2187 nt
Organism: Heteronotia binoei (common prickly gecko)
Lineage: Eukaryota; Metazoa; Chordata; Lepidosauria; Squamata; Gekkonidae
Product: cytochrome P450 3A9-like
Exons: 13
Coding region: 108-1643 (511 amino acids)
Biological process (GO): steroid metabolic process; oxidative demethylation
Molecular function (GO): iron ion binding; heme binding; testosterone 6-beta-hydroxylase activity
Source: RefSeq, a predicted model, not a curated record
GCACUGGAGUAGAGUGAAUCAGAAGAGAUUGUGCAACUGCUGCCUUUAGCUCUGAGCCCGGGAAGGUGAAACGGAACCAAGGAAAGAACAGCCAGCUGGGAGUCAAGAUGGAUUUCCUGCCUGCGCUUUCUCCUGAGAUGUUACUUCUCAUUCUCUUCCUUGGCCUUGUCAUGCUAUAUGGAAUAUGGCCAUAUGGUGUGUUCAGGAAAUUAGGAAUUCCGGGCCCCACGCCAAUACCUUUCCUUGGGACCGUCCUGAACUACCGUCACGGUUUCGUGACAUUUGAUAGCGAGUGCCACAAGAAAUAUGGGAAAAUCUGGGGAAUUUAUGAUGGCCGGCAACCUGUAUUAGGUGUACUGGACCCCACCAUCAUCAAAGCUGUACUAGUGAAAGAGUGCUACACCAACUUCACCAAUCGCCGGAGAGUAGACUUGGUGGGAAUGCUGGAUCAAGCUGUCUCAAUCGCAAAGGAUGAACAGUGGAAAAGGAUUCGCACAGUGCUGUCGCCGACCUUCACCAGUGGGAAGCUGAAAGAGAUGUUUCCUAUUAUAAAACAGUACGGGGAAGUUCUGGUGCAGAACGUGCAGAAGAAAAUGGAAAGGGAUGAGCCCAUAAAUGCCAAGGAGGUCUUUGGCGCAUACAGCAUGGAUGUUGUCACCAGCACCUCAUUCGGUGUGAACAUUGACUCCAUGAACAACCCCCAAGACCCUUUUGUCAAGGAGGUCAAGAAGAUGACCAAGUUCAGCUCUUUUGAUCCACUCUUCAUCUUGAUAUUUACGUGCCCGUUCCUCGUACCUCUCCUCCGGUUAAUGAACGUGAACUUGUUUCCCAAUGACGCCCUGGACUUCUUUUCAAGAUCAGUCAGAAAAAUAAAGGAAGAACGACAAAAACAAGGCAAAGGGGACCGGGUGGAUUUCCUGCAGCUGAUGAUAGAAGCCCAAAAUGUAAACAGCAAUGGCAUCAACGGCCAUCAACAGAGCAAUGGGGUGGAUCACUCAUUCAAAGGGUUGACCGACGCUGAAGUCCUGGCCCAAGCGGUCAUCUUUAUUUUCGCCGGUUAUGAGCCGUCCAGCAAUUCCCUCGGUUACAUCGCCUACCUCUUAGCCACUCACCCGGAUGUCCAGCAGAAGCUUCAGGACGAGAUAGACUCUGUUCUCCCCAACAAGGCUCCUCUUACGUAUGAUGCUAUAAUGCAACUGGAGUAUCUCGACAUGGUGAUUGAUGAAACCCAGAGGCUCUAUCCCCUGGGGGGGCGUCUUGAAAGGCUCAGCAAGAAAGACGUUGAAAUAAAUGGUGUGAUUAUUCCAAAAGACACGGUAGUCAUGAUCCCACCUUUCGUUUUGCACCGAGACCCAGAAUACUGGCCAGAACCAGAGGAAUUUAGACCUGAGAGGUUCAGCAAAGAGAAUAGAGAAAACAUUAAUCCUUACACAUACCUGCCCUUCGGAGCCGGUCCACGGAACUGCAUCGGGAUGAGAUUUGCGUUGGUCACGAUGAAAGUCGCCAUUGUGAGGCUCUUGCAGCAGUUCUCCUUCAGAACCUGCAAAGAAACCCCGAUUCCCCUGGAGCUGAAUUCUCAGGUCUUCUUAAUGCCAAAGAAACCGAUUGUUCUGAAGUUAGUGCCGCGCAAAACGGAAGCCUGAUUAGGGAUUUGGACCCCCCUGCAGAAGACGCAAGCUGUUGAGAUGCUGCACGGUGCCCGAGGCAGAUUCUACAAAGAGAAACUCAAUUUGUUCGGAAGACAACAUCUAGGCAUCUGCUGACAGACAAGACUGAGGGAUGUUACUAGCUUUUGUAAUGAUUAAAGUCAACAUGAUUCCUCUGAUUAAGGCUUAUCUGCGCUUAAACAUGCAUCAGUUCGAUUCCACUUUAACUGUCAUGGUUUCUCAGCAGAGAAUCCUGGGAAAUGUAGUUUGAGGAAAAAAUGCGGAGGAUCUGUUUUCAGUCUCAGCACACACAGGAGGGAGGGAAGGAGUGAACCGGACAGUAUAGCAGGUUUGUGUUUGUCACGAACAAACUCUGGGGUGUUGGUGACAUCUGAAUGCAGUAUUCAGCCUGAUAUCGAUGUUAAUUACCAGUUCCGCAUCCCAUUGCUAAAACCACCUUGAAUAUACUAUCAUGCUGUGUUUAACUUUGUAUUGUGAUGGCCAAUGGCUACAUACAAUAAACCUGCUGCUGCUGUUACUA